CCGCCCGACGCGUCCCCGGACAUCCCGCAUACAUCCUCAUUCAUACCCCGCGACUUUUACCACAAUGCCCGACGGCUCAUUCUCCCACCCCCAACAGCGCUCCUUCAACCCUUACACGGACAACGGCGGCACUAUCCUCGCUAUCGCUGGUGCCGACUUUACUGUCAUCGCCGGUGACACUCGUCAGAGUGAGGGCUACAGCAUCCAGACUCGUUACGCACCCAAAGUCUUCAGACUAACCGACCGCGCCGUUCUUGCUGUGAACGGCUUCGCGGCCGAUGGAAACAUGUUCGUGAAGAAGGUGAAGCAGAGGCUUGAGUGGUACAGGCACGCGCACGCGAAGGACAUGCCCCUCCGCGCCAUCGCUCGUCUUAUUCAGACGAUGCUGUAUGCGCAGCGCUUCUUCCCCUACUACGUCUACAACAUUCUCGGCGGAAUCGAAGAAGAUGGCUCUGGUGCCGUCUAUUCCUUCGACCCCGUAGGGUCAUAUGAGCGCGAAGCGUGCCGAGCCGCGGGCGCGGCCCAGUCGCUCGUACAGCCGUUCUUGGACAAUCAGAUAUACUUCAAGAACCAGACCGCUGCGGUCGGCCAGUCGCACCCAACGCAUCUUCCUCUACCUGACGUGCUCGCCAUCGUUAUCGACUCAUUUACGAGUGCGACGGAGCGCCAUAUCGAGGUCGGCGACGGCUUGGAGAUCUACGUCGUCGUAGCGAAAGGCCGCAGUCCACAAGGUUUGGACGGCAUGCGCGGCGUCCAGGAGCUUAGCGCGAAAGCGGACAGCGACCGCACAUUCGUCAUCCGGCGAGAACUCAAGAAGGAUUAAACGGCUUGCGCCGGCCGGAUAGCUGGUAGGGGCGCCUGUGCUACACGGGCUGCCGCUAGCUUCCCGCCUGCCGAUGGACCUGAGGACAUCUCGAUGGACAUUCUUUCCUCUCAUCACUCCCACCCCCGCACUCACAGUUACUGUGCGGAACACGCAUGCUUCCUCGGAACCAUCGGGCGUCGGUCGUUAUCUUGAUAGUCGUCGCUGUCGCUCUGUCGCUCUAGUACGGGCUCCCCCUCCUUCCGCGACGUCGCGCGCGUUUGGAGUAAUGUACCAGUAUCAGCAGCAUUUUUUCCAUCUGUUUCUACUAGAAGCAAUAAUGUAUAGGAUGUUCUGCAUCCGC
Messenger RNA from Trametes versicolor FP-101664 SS1, 1166 nucleotides. Its product is annotated as proteasome subunit. Gene Ontology annotation, cellular component: proteasome core complex. NCBI's taxonomy places the organism in Eukaryota, Fungi, Basidiomycota, Agaricomycetes, Polyporales, Polyporaceae. The coding region runs from base 65 to 823 and encodes 252 amino acids. The transcript is spliced from 6 exons. The record is from RefSeq and is a predicted model, not a curated record.